ACACGCCGUAGAUCUGCUCUAAUAGCCUAUCGCAGUUUGAGACACUCACUUAACAGUCACACACACACGCGCACUCACACACACACGGCUAAACCAAAAAAAGCACACUCCUCAACUACACCGGUGGGGGGGACAUAGAUACCAGAUGAGAUUUGUUUCCAAACGCGCACAGAUGGCGGUGUGAGGCGUUUGGCUGAGAAGUACGCACGGCGCCGUGGAUUUGUGAACCUAUUUUGUGCAUCUUCUUCCUGUCUGGAUCCUGGUUGAGGGGAAAUAAACAAAGAUAUGGAUUACUCAGUAUGCCUACUUUUACUCCUGUCAACCAUUUCGUCUGUGUCGCGCGGACUAUUCCCAACACCGCAGAUAAUAAAGGAAUGGGUGGACCAGAUGCAAAAAGAGUUGAUCACAUUAACAGACACAGCCAGUGGUAUGCAGAACCUAAUACAGAUAUAUCAUAAACACAACUCUCACUUCACUGUGGAGUCCAACAAUGCAAGGGAACUGGUGGCGACAGCUGCUGGGAAUAUAGAGGGACUGCUGGCUAACCGCUCCUAUGCCCUAAAGAGGCUGGCAUCACAAGCAGAAAAGUUUCAAAUGGAGCACGAGUGGAUGGACAACAGUGAGGCAGACAAAAUUGUUUACUACAAUGCCAAAGAGGACCUUAAUCAGACAGAGGAAGCAAAGAGAAUGAAGAACCGAUAUGUUCCAGAUGAUUUCGAGAUAGACCCCGACUUCAAACGACUCGUCUCGUACAACACUACUGCUGUCCACAUCCCUACUGAUAUAUAUGAAGGCUCUACCAUCAUUUUGAAUGAGCUAAAUUGGACAGAGGCCUUGGAGGAUGUUUUCCGGAAAAACAAAGAGGAUGAUCCUUCACUCCUCUGGCAGGUGUUUGGCUCUGCCACCGGAUUGGCUCGGUAUUACCCAGCAUCCCCUUGGAUCAACUCGAGCAAUUCGGCCAAUAAAAUCGACCUCUACGAUGUGCGCAGGCGACCGUGGUACAUUCAGGGGGCGUCGUCACCCAAGGACAUGCUGAUCCUGGUGGAUGCGAGUGGCAGCGUUUCAGGUCUCACCCUCAAACUCAUCCGAACGUCUGUCAGCAAGAUGCUGGAGACCCUCUCUGACGAUGACUAUGUGAACGUGAUCUAUCUCCCUUCGUUCAAUGACAAAGCCUUGUACGCGUCAUGCUUUGAGAACCUGGUACAGGCCAACGUCCGCAACAAGAGGAAGCUGAAAGAUGCUGUGCAGAAUAUCACUGCCAAGGGUACCACCAACUACAGAGGCGGCUUCGAGCUGGCCUUCGAGCAGCUCGCACAGAUGAAUGUCUCAAGGGCCAACUGUAACAAGAUUAUCAUGCUCUUCACUGAUGGAGGAGAAGAGAGAGCAGAGGAGAUCUUUAAAAAGUACAACCCUAAGCAAGCGGUGCGCAUCUUUACAUUUUCAGUAGGUCAACACAACUACGACAAAGUACCAAUACAGUGGAUGGCCUGCGCUAAUAAAGGGUACUACUAUGAGAUCCCAUCUAUAGGUGCCAUCAGGAUCAACACUCAGGAGUACCUGGAUGUUUUGGGCAGGCCUAUGGUUAAGGCUGACAAAAAGGCCAAGCAGGUUCAGUGGACCAAUGUCUACCUGGACGCACUGGAGCUUGGCCUGGUGAUCACUGGAACUCUGCCUGUUUUCAACAAGACCAGCACAGGCUCAAAGAAAUCUCAAAACCAGCUCAUCUUGGGAGUUAUGGCUAUUGAUGUUUCCCUGGAAGAUAUUAAGAGACUGACGCCUCGUUUUACUUUUGGACCAAAUGGCUACUACUUUGCCAUUGACCCCAAUGGAUAUGUGCUGCUCCACCCUAAUCUCCAGCCGCUGACUGCCAAGUUUCAUGAACCUGUAACUUUGGACUUCCUGGAUGCAGAGCUGGAGAAUGAGAUCAAAGUGGAGAUAAGAAGACAAAUGAUUGAUGGUCUUAAAGGGAAUUACACAAUAUCUACAUUGGUGAAAUCCCAAGAUGAGCGCUACAUUGACUUAGGUCAGAGGACGUACACCUUUGCACCAGUGAAGGGGACAGAUUACAGCCUGGCCCUGGUCCUUCCUGAGUACAGUAUGCAUUACAUUCGGGCCAAAAUCGGCGACACAAUCACCCAGGCAAAAUCAUUUUUGGGGAAAGAUGUUUCUGAAAGCUUGCUGGCGGACAAGUUUGAUGAAUAUGGCUAUACAUUUAUUGCACCGAGGGUGUACUGUAAGGACUUAAAGCCACCUGACAAGAACAAAAACAACACUGAGUUCCUCAUGGAGUUCAACAAUUACAUUGACACAAAGACUCCAAACAACCCCAUGUGUAAUGUGGAGCUGGUGAACCGAUUGCUCCUAGAUGCUGGCAUCACCUCGGAUCUGAUCAGGAUUUGGAAAGAAAAAGAGUUGCAGCAUGGUGUCUUGGCCAGAUUUGUUGCCACCGAUGGAGGGAUCACACGGGUCUUCCCCAAAAGUGCUGGGCUGUCCUGGGAAGAAGAAGCAGAGACGUAUGAGUCAAGUUUCUAUAAGCGAAGUUUGGACAAUGAUCUCUACAUCUUCACGCCAACACCCUACCCUAAAGAGAACACAAGUGACGACUCAGUCCUGGUGAGCAGAGCAGUAAACAUCAUCAUUGAUAAUAUCACACUCAAACCAGCUGUGGUCGGUGUGAAGUUGGACAUUAGUACCUGGAUGGCGAACUUCAUCAACAGCACACAGAGGAUGAAUUGCAAUAAUGAGAUCUGUGGCUGUAAGAGAAACGAUGAGAAUGUAGACUGUGUCCUUCUGGAUGACGGGGGCUUCCUGGUGAUGUCCAAUCAAGAUGACGAUAUUUCUAAGAUUGGGCAUUUCUUUGGUGCUAUCGACCCAAUCCUCAUGAAAGACCUGGUCAACUCGUCCCUGUUCACCUUUAAGAAGACCUUCGACUACCAGUCACUCUGUGACCCCAAGAAAGAGAGCAAGGCGGCUGCAGGCCUGCGAUCCGUCUACGUGCCUACAAUUGCAGAUAUUUUGAAUUUAGGAUGGUGGGCGACAGCUGCAGCCUGGUCAAUACUGCAACAGUUACUGGUCACCAUCACAUUCCCAAAUUUCCUGGAUGCAGCCGAGAUGGAUGAUGAAGUGUCAGAUGCCAUGCUUAAAGAGGUCUGCAUCACAGAGCAAACUCAGUACUACUUUGAGACCAACAACCUGUCUUUCAGAGGCGAUAUUGACUGUGGAAACUGCUCCAGGACCUACCAUGCUGAAAAGCUGCCCAAGACGAACCUGGUCUUUGUCAUUGCUGAUGCAAAACUCACCUGCUUGUUCUGUGACACCAGGCCAUUAAUACAGGAUGAACAGCAGUCUGAUGGCCCUGAUCCAUGUGAACUGGCUCACAAUCCUCGGUACAGGAAAGGGCCUGCAGUCUGUUUUGAUAACACUGAACACGAGGAGGACCCUGACUGUGGCGGGGCGUCCGGCCUGAGCCCAUCAUACUGGCUAAUGGUGGCCCUUCAGCUGAUGCUGCUCUGGGUUUUGACUGGCUCCAGACACCAUGCCAUCCUAUCAUGACCAUCCUGAUCACAACCCCCCACCACCACCAACACCCACCCACCCACCCCCACCCCCUCCGUUAUCUCCAAAAUGGCAACCAGCAUGCAACGCUGCCACCAAAAUGACAAACACCUGAUGAGAAGCUCUUGUAACAAACAAACAAAAAAACUGUGAGCCCCACAUCCUGCCAGUUUCUUCUUUUGAUACCUUCAUUUUCAGGGGUUUCUCAAAGUGAUUUCACCAGGUGCAAGGGUUCAAGUGACGAAAGAAAUGCAUAUUGGAAGAUAGCGGUUAAAAAACUCGAUCUACGCCUAUCCUUCAUCCCUUCAAUGGCCUCCGCCAGCUGAGAUUAGAGGAAUCCAGAGAUUCAUUUUGAUUGGCGACUUCUGAACUUUCUCUGGCUUGAUGUCUAUCAUUGAUGAAAGAGACGGACUGCCUUAUAGUAUCAGAGGGAAUUAAAUCACAAUGGGGGGAACUUGCUGUUUAUUGAAGAUGUUGAGCAGUUUUAUUCAACACUGCCCUUUGCAAGCAUAUCAUUUAUUUUGAAUCGAUUUGCAGUGGCUAGUUAUUAGGUAUUUAUUGUUUUGUGGUUGAGAAUUCGGCUAAGAUUGCAGAAACAGAUGCCAAAUUGUUACAUCACAAGCUUGUGCCCUUUAUUUGCCUCCACUGGAUUGCUGAUAAUAUUGUCGCAGUCGGAUAUCUAGAUAGCACUACCCAGAACAUUUUCAUGGUGUCUCUGAGGGUUCGCAAGAUGCAUCGUCUUUACUUUUGCCCCAGUGUUCUUUCAUGUAGAUACUGUAUUUUCAGUGUGGACAUCAUGUUCAUUGUUAUGUUUAUGCACAGAAACCAACCUUUCAACUGCCACAGAGCGCCUGCUUCUGAGUGUACGGAUUUUAACUUGGUAGCUGGUCAUCUAACCAUCAGCCCUGAUCAAGAGUGGUAAUAUAUCUGGAUUUCCCUCCUUGGUGUUGGAUUGCUCCAAUGAAAACUUUGUUGCCAUAGUGCGCAUUAACCAUUCAGGGUGAGCCUGGCUGGUGUCCUAUGCAUGCUCAUUGGACAAAAUCUCUAGUGCCAUGUGGACUGUGUGACUCAGAUGAACCCUUUAGCUUCCGUAGACUGUGGCUACUGAAUGAUUUGUUUUACUAUCUAUUGGUUAUUUGAAUGAAGCAUCAGGGCAGAAAUCUACUGUUCGUUUUAUUGCCACCACUAAAGAAAAUGAAUGAGGGGGAUAUAAAAGUUUGUAUUUGACAUUUUGGUCAACAAAACAGGAAAACAGUACAUUUGUAUUCACUGCUGUCACUUUUUAAAUUAAAUGACUACCAUCUGCACUGCAAUGCAAAGUGCAGCUGUAAUUUGUCUUUAAUCUCCUGACUGAACAAUGACCUCUAUCUCUAUGUAGUAGUGACGCCCCCUCUUGCAAUUUAUUAUACUGUGAUGUGAUAUCACCCGCAGCAGAAAUCACUGCAGUCAGUCCGUGCUUAUGGUCCUAUUUACUGCUAUAUUUCUCUCCAAUAUAAGUUCAUCUUGUUUCAUUUGUGUGCCUUCUUUUCCAUUGGUUACAUAUAUAAAACAUACCUAACUUAAGCAUGAAAAUUUACAGAUGAUUUUCUGUAGGUGGUUUCAUUAACAUAGUGUCUUGUUUGCCAGAUCGGAGAACAGUUAAAUAGUCAGAUUUCUUAAGAAAUGCACUAAUCAGCCAAACCACUGCUGCAGAGAAAAAUAUAUCUGCCAAAUUAAUUAAUAAUAAAUUUCACAGGACCAAAUUCGGACUCUUAAAGCUACAUAAUGUCAAUGCAGUACCAAUUAUGUCAGCCACGAUUAGAGUAAAUAACUUAGUUUAUUCUUUUCAGGAUGAUAUAAAUAUAAGGCAGGAAAUUAUACAUCAGGUAGAAAACAUGGCUGUGACUGUUGUAAAAAAAAAAAUCUUUAAAUAAAUAAUAUAAUAAAAAAAAUUUAAUUUUUACCUAAAUCAGCUACACUUGACGGUUUGUUUGGCACUGCUGUCAAUGAGUAAUCCCACAAUUUGAUCAUUAUUUAGGUGUCUGUUGCAUCCAGGUCAAAAUCACUUCAUUAAAAUGAUUCAAAUGUAGGUUAUGGGUGAUACCUCCAUAGUUCACUGAGAAGGCAGAAAUCUGCCAGAACAGUAACCAUUAUGUUACAACUGUUUCGUGAUACCAAAUACUUUAAGGAUUCACUCUAUGGUUUUACUGCCUAAUAGCACCAAAUUACCAAAUUUCCUUCUAACUCACUGUUAAACAAUUUCAAUUUCAACUGUUUCAGAUUCAAAACAUCAACAGAGGAAGUAAUUUUGGGAUUUUGGGGACAUUAUAUACACCACUGAAACAAAACCACAGAGUCUAAUAUAUCAAACACUGAGGCAUGUUUGCAGGAAACUACUUAAUUCUGUAGGGAAGUGAAAACCAUAAAAACUAAGCUGUGUGAACCACAUUACAACAUUUGUCUCUCAUCCUCUUCAGAAGUGUUUUAGUUAAAUAAUUGCUGUGACAUCAUACGGAAUAAUGUCAGUUUUUAUAUUUUAAGCGUUCCUCCAAACCAGAUCAAGGAGGGCUUGUUUGUCCCUUAUGGAGAAACCUAUUAUCGUAAUAUAACAUUUAUGCAAUUUACCAAGGCAAGAUGUAAGUCUCAUAAAUUGUUUCCCUGUGCUGCAUGGUAGUGGCUGACAAUUUGAUUUAAAAAAACAUAUCCAGUGUGCUUCUGCUUUAGUGUGUAAUGUUGGGAAGCAUAAUAUUCUGAGUGUCAGGCGUUUGUUCAUGAUAUGAUAAGGUAUGAUCAGCUAUUACUGCCUUUCUCUUGGGGGGGACAGCAUUUGGUUCCACCCUGGCCUGAGUCAGCUGGGGAAAGGGAACCUGAUUGGCCAGCAUGACGCUUAAAUGCACUAGUCUGUCUGAUUGUUUCAAGCCAUGUAUGAUUCACUUUUAUUUAAGGACCAUACCAGUGAUUUAGCAAGUUUUAGACCAGUUACUACAAAUCAUGAAUACUAUACAUUACUGCCGAUUAUUUUGCAAACCAUGUUGUGGAUUUUCAGUCAUGCUAGCGUUGUGGCUUUAGAGAUGGCAAUGUCGGUCAGUCAGUCGGUCCACCACUUUUGACUCUGGUCCCCUGACUUUUACUCCAGCGCCACCAUGAGGUUCAAAUUUGUUGCUUUGAGUGAAAUGUCUCAACAGCAAUUGGACUGAUUGCCAUGGAAUUUGUAUGAAUUGUAAUCACUUUUGUGAUCCCUAGACUUUUGAUCUAGUGUCAUCAUCAGAUCAAAAUUUCAUUGGUUUAAGACUAAAUACCUGCAAAACUAAUGGCAUUAUAAUCAGCCUCAGUUGUACGUUGUGUUUAGUGCUAAAAAAGGAAAAAAAGGAAAUGUUUACUUAACCUAGCACGAUAACCUACAAUGGAGAACAUGGUAAUCACUAUUUGUUAUAGAAUAUACAUGAAUUGUAGUUAAGAAGCUAAACGUGCAAAAACACUAGGUAUGGUUCUUUAAGUCACUGAGAGACGUACAUUGUACAGAUAUGAAAUGAGUGAAAAUGCACACCACCUAAAAUGCUCCAACUGGAUCCUUUUAGAAAUGCACAGAAAACAUUGGAGAAUGAACAUGAGCUCCAUACUCAUCCAGAUGUUCCAUUCUGCUCUUAAGUGCUAAAAUCAGAUGCUGUCACCUCAGGAAUAAUAUACUCUUGAUGUGAUAUGAAGUGUUUUUGAUUCUGUUGGUGCUCUCUGUAUGGAUCGUGUGGGUUGGCCUUUUUAUUUCUGGAAUCUUGAGGAUUGCUUAAUGUGUGUUUUUUGUGUCUGUUACCUUGCUGCCACUCUUUGGCAGACGAUUGGCGGGCCUGUCAGUCAAUCUUUAUCUGCCUUUGCUUUUAAGGCAGACUCUUGAUGGAAGCGUCCACCAAGUCGGCCUUUCGCCAGACUCCGCUUUGGGAGGGUCUUGUGGGCCUCUCUGUCAGUCUCCCUCGAUUGUGCUUUAAUAUGUUACACUUUAGUGGAACUUGAUUCUCCAGAAUCAGUCAUGUAAAAAUUUGUACAAACCUGAUGUUGUUCUCAACAAAAAGAAGAACAAUGUUUAUAAUCCUGGGGAGGAAAAAACGUGUUUAUUCAUGUGCAAAUAAGGUAUAUUCAGAAUAAAAGUUUAUGAUUAA
This is a messenger RNA of Siniperca chuatsi (mandarin fish), 7685 nucleotides long. Its product is annotated as voltage-dependent calcium channel subunit alpha-2/delta-1-like. Gene Ontology annotation, molecular function: voltage-gated calcium channel activity. The transcript is spliced from 41 exons. Lineage: Eukaryota; Metazoa; Chordata; Actinopteri; Centrarchiformes; Sinipercidae. Gene Ontology annotation, cellular component: L-type voltage-gated calcium channel complex. The record is from RefSeq and is a predicted model, not a curated record. Bases 286 to 3552 code for a protein of 1088 amino acids.